This is a messenger RNA of Tachysurus fulvidraco (yellow catfish), 627 nucleotides long. Its product is annotated as tripartite motif-containing protein 16-like. Gene Ontology annotation, molecular function: protein binding. The record is from RefSeq and is a predicted model, not a curated record. Bases 7 to 579 code for a protein of 190 amino acids. The transcript is spliced from 2 exons. Lineage: Eukaryota; Metazoa; Chordata; Actinopteri; Siluriformes; Bagridae.
GUUCAGAUGGUUUUACCUUCAGAACCAAAGAGCAGAGAAGAUUUUCUGCAGUAUUUCUGUUAUCUGACUCUGGACCCAAACACAGCACAUCCUCAUCUCAUUCUGUCUGAGAAGAACAGAGUGGUGACAUGGAGUGAGACACAACAGCGAUACUCUGAUCAUCCAGAGAGAUUUGACUUCUGGACUCAGGUGUUAUGUAAGGAGAGUGUGUGUGGACGCUGUUACUGGGAGGUGGAGUGGAGCGGUGAUGUGUUCAUAUCAGUGUCAUAUAAAGAGAUCAGCAGGAAAGGACUGGGUUAUGAGUGUGUGUUUGGAUUCAACAGUCAGUCCUGGAGUCUGGAGUGUUUUUCUUCCUCUGUCUCUUUCUGGCACAACAACAUUGAGACUGAGCUCCGAGGUCCAUCAUCCUCCAGAAUAGGAGUGUAUGUGGAUCACAGUGCAGGAACUCUGUCCUUCUACAGCGUCUCUGACACCAUGAGGCUCCUCCACAGAGUCCACACCACAUUCACUCAGCCUCUAUACGCUGGAGUCUGUAUGUGUUAUAUUAAGUCACCUGUGAGGUUUUGUGAUCCAAAAUAAAAUGUUAGUAAAAGUUUUCAAUAAAAUUCUUUUUUUUUAAAAAUGUGA